AUGUGGGGUUAUGGGGCAGUGGUGACAGUGCGACGCCCCACAGGUUCAGCGCUGGAUGUGGGGCUGGCGAUGCUGGAGGGGAACCAGACGGAGCUGAAGAAACGGGGUUUGGAGAUGGCGGCGCUGCUGGAGACCCUGACGGCCAACCAGAGCUCAAUGAGACUCGAGGUUUCGGGGCAGAUGGUGUCGGUGUGGAAGGAACGAAGCACGACCCGUAACGCGCUGAAUGAACUGCUGCACGGGAUGUGGGUCCGGAACAGCUCCUGGUGCCGGGUCUGCCCCAUUGGCUGGCGUUUCAAUGGGGGCAGCUGUUACCAUGUGGGGAGCGGAUCUGUGGGGUGGGCGCAGGCCCAGGGGAACUGCAGGGACAGUGGGGCACAACUGGUCGUCAUUGGGGACGCAAAGGAGCAGGAGUUCCUGACCUCGUUGGCCCCCCAACAUGAGACGUGGAUCGGGCUCCACGACCGCAGCACGGAGGGAUCCUUCCAAUGGGUGGAUGGCAGCAACCUGAGCUUCAGGAACUGGCGUUGGGGUCAACCCGACGAGGCCGGGGGGGGCGAGGACUGUGUGGCCAUGGACAACAGGGGGAUGUGGGGGGACAGACCCUGCGCUGUCAGCCUGGGGGGGUGGGUGUGCGAGAGGCCAUGGGGCUGCUGA
Molecule: messenger RNA, 657 nt
Organism: Coturnix japonica (Japanese quail)
Lineage: Eukaryota; Metazoa; Chordata; Aves; Galliformes; Phasianidae
Source: RefSeq, a predicted model, not a curated record